UCUCUUGGCGCCUCAACAUGGCUGACAUCGUAGAAGCGGAGAACAUUUAUACCAAAGCAGCGAAAUUUGAACUAGCAAAUGACUGGAACAACGCUUUCAAGUUUUAUUUACAAGCAGCGGACGCAUUUCUACACAUUCAUAGCCGUACUGGCGAUCCAAAAUACCGGAAAAACGCUGCCAAGGCAGUAGAUCGUGCUGAAAAGAUCAAGCAAUUCAAAACGCUAACUCCUUUAACAACCGACAACUUUUCACGUCAAUUUUCGAUUCUCAAAAAGUCAUCCAUCAUAAACCAGAAUCAAAUCCCUCUGGCAACAUCAUCCCCAUCCGAUUCAUACCCAACUCCAUUCAAUGACCCAGAUGGUCAACCGUCACUCCCUUCUCCUUCUUAUACCUGGAAGCGUCCAAACUACCCAGAUUCAUCACUCCCACUCCUACCAUCCGACGUCAUUCAGAACAUAGUAAACGACUGCUCAGUGUGCGCUUCCAUCGCAGUAUGCAUACAACACAACAUACGAUUCAAAUCAAAUUUACUCCUUUCCUCCUUGUCUUCUUCUAAUGAUGGAAGAUACGAAUUAAAAGUCCUUAUAAAUGGUGAUUUUCGACGCAUAGUCAUCGACGACCGUCUCCCCUUUGACUCAAAUAACAAACUCAUUGGAAUAUCAACGGGCCCCAAAAAUCAACUAUGGCCUUCAUUCCUCGAAAAAGCAUACAUGAAGCUCAUGGGCGGAUACGAUUUUCUCGGCUCAAACUCUGCCAUAGACCUCCACGCCCUCACAGGCUGGAUCCCAGAACACCUCGAUCUACAAAGCGCAUCCUUUGAACGCGAACGCACAUGGUCUCGCAUCAUGACUGCGUUCCCACGAGGGGACUGUAUGAUGACAGUCGGAACAAACGAUAAAUCCCCGCUUAAUUACAAAACUGCCAAGCUUCUUCCUUCCCAUGAUUAUGCUAUUACAGAUAUUAAAGAAACAAACGAUGAGCGCUGGGUCACGCUUCUUGAUACGAGGUUAUGUACUCAACAGUGUGGCGAUUGCGGCGGUAGUGGGAGCUGUCCCAGGGUCCUCGAUAUACACUGGGAUGAUAUAUGCGCAACGUUCGAGGGGUUGUAUAUCAGCUGGAACCCAAAUCUGUUUGGGAGUUGUGUUGCGUUUCAUGGAUCAUGGCAGCUUGAAAAUGCAGAAGAUUUAUCACGAGUUUCUACUCACCACCUCCGACUGAACUAUCAAAAAACCAACGACUCCGCGCAUCAUACACACACAAACGAAACCAACGAAAAUGGAAAGGACUCGACAGAAACAGAAAUAUGGAUCCUCUUAACGCGUCACCUCCGCGACACCCGCCGCACAAACGAGUACAUCGCGCUUAAUGUUCAAGAGGAUGAUAUGGUUUUUAGCGAUCCAGAACAUGUUGCGCUCAAAAGCAACUACACAAACAGCACACACCUCCUGUCGCGCAUCAAACCCUCCCAAUUUCAAACCCAAACUUCAGGCUCGCUCUCCAUAUUAGCCUGCUACGAUGGUCAAUUCGAAGAGGUCGGGUUCACGGUCACUGCGUAUGCUUAUUCGUCGAAUGUAGUGGUGUCUUGGGAUACGAGGGUUUCCCCCGCGAAGUAUAUACAGAAGAUUGAUGGCGUGUGGACUAAUAAAACGGCUGGGGGGAAUUGCACAUAUCCGACAUAUAUGAUGAAUCCGCAAUAUCACCUGCAGGUGCAUAAUACCACUUCUAGUAUCGACAAACGGCCGAGCACUAGCACCAGCUCCGAUAAGUGCAACAAAACACAAGUUAUACUCACCGCACAGAGCACCAGGGAUAUCUCGCUGAACGUCACAGCAGUGUGGUCGCAAGGCGAGCGUAUAUCAGAACUGAGCCAGAAAGAGGUGGUGGCUCAUUCUGGGCCUUAUACAUAUGGGCACGCGCGUGUUGCUGCUCAUCUUGCUCCUGGCGACUAUACAGUCGUAUUAUCAGCUUACGAACCUGACCAAAUGGGAAAAUUCACACUUAAGGUGGAGAGUCCCGCUCGGUUUGAGAUAAAGGCGAUACCGCAGGAGGGCGCGGGGAUGUAUGUCAAGACCAUUCGUGGGAAAUGGGACUCGGCGACUGCUGUUGGAGGACCGAGUCAACAUUAUCACCGCAAUCCAGUGUACGAAGUAACCAUCCCAUGCACUUCUGAAUUCGGCGCCCGUCUCCAACUCCUCGCCCGCGUCCCGGGCGUAUCUACCAACCUCUCCCUUUUCACCUCCUCAAACCUCCAACGAUGGAUUGCUUCUUCCGGGCCUUACUCUGAUGCGCUUUCGGGCGUUGAUAUUCCAAAGAGGAGCAUAAGCCCUGGAAAAUAUUAUCUUGUGCCUUCGACAUACCAUGCUGGGGUGCAUGCACAGUUUCGGAUUGUUGUUUAUAGUGGUGUUGCGGGGAUCGAGGUCGUUUUGCGUUCGUGACUUGGCGGGCGAGGAAAGUAAUUCGUUGAAUGGUACGCGAGGGCUGGUUUGUGGACAUUCGUUAUUAACCAGCUUGAUAGUUUUUGAUUUGCUUUUAUUUAUUUACAAGGAAUGAACCCCUCGUGAUUGACUAGACCAUCCCAAUUUCUUCGUUGGCUUUGGAGCAUGGUUCUUCAAGGCGUUGCGUUGU
Molecule: messenger RNA, 2625 nt
Organism: Suillus bovinus
Lineage: Eukaryota; Fungi; Basidiomycota; Agaricomycetes; Boletales; Suillaceae
Exons: 19
Coding region: 18-2435 (805 amino acids)
Biological process (GO): proteolysis
Molecular function (GO): calcium-dependent cysteine-type endopeptidase activity
Source: RefSeq, a predicted model, not a curated record